Messenger RNA from Anolis carolinensis (green anole), 5093 nucleotides. RefSeq names its product glucagon like peptide 2 receptor (gene glp2r). Gene Ontology annotation, cellular component: plasma membrane. Gene Ontology annotation, molecular function: peptide hormone binding; glucagon receptor activity. The transcript is spliced from 13 exons. Gene Ontology annotation, biological process: adenylate cyclase-modulating G protein-coupled receptor signaling pathway; cell surface receptor signaling pathway. Lineage: Eukaryota; Metazoa; Chordata; Lepidosauria; Squamata; Anolidae. Bases 498 to 2030 code for a protein of 510 amino acids. The record is from RefSeq and is a predicted model, not a curated record.
UUCUUUCCAUGCUCUCUUGGCUUCUGCUGUUACCCUUUUAGCAAUUCUCUUCCAGAUAAAGUUUCCUGGUGACACCAGUCCCUUCCAUGUCAGUGGCCAGCCAGAACAAAACUCCAAUCCUGAGAGCCUUCGCGAUGCUUUCCUUGCUCCUCAUUGGCUAAGAGGUUCAGCAACACAAAGCAGAUGUGCUGGUAAAAAUUUACAAUACAUUCUCCCUGGCCUUUUCUUUUUUUCUUUUUGCUUUGGGCACAGAAGCAGCAAAGAGAAACCUGAUUCUAAGAAUUCUGCAGGUUGCAGCUGAUCUACUCUGCUGUGCUCUCCCUGAGAUGCAGGAAAUGUUCUAGUUAAUAGACAGCAUACAUUUGAAAGCGGAGCAGAGCAGAGUGGGUGCAGCCAAGGUUUUUGAAGAAGAGCAAAGCUGUGAACUGAAUUGGCUGGUCUGAGUGUACAAGUUUGCUACUCUGGAUUACACUGGAUGUGAAGCAUUGUUCUGCAUCAUGGAGAAGUUAUCUGGGGCUUGCCGUCAACAAGUCCUUACUAUCACAAUGCUGCUUUUGAUCAAGCAGGUGAAAGGAAAUUUUGAAAAAACAAUAACUAGCUUCCUCUCUUAUAAAGAAACAUGUCUGAAAAUGUUACAGGAGACUACAGUCAAUAUCGGAGUAUAUUGCAAUGGGACCUUUGAUCAGGUUGCAUGCUGGCCUCAUUCGCCUCCAGGAAAGGUCUCCGUUCCUUGUCCAUCUUAUUUACCAGGACUAAGCAAUGGAAGUGCAGGAAAUAUAUACAGAGUCUGCACAGACCAAGGGAUUUGGCAAACGGUUGAAAACUCCAGCCAGGUUUGGAUGAACCGUUCAGAAUGCUUUGGGGACCAGCAGCUCUCCUUCAGAAAUGGGGACGAAUACACUUUGUCUGUCACCUUGAAGAAUCUUUAUACUGUGGGAUAUUCUUUUUCUUUUGCUUCCCUUGUCUUAGCAUUGAUCAUAAUGCUACUGCUGAGGAAACUUCACUGCACGAGGAACUACAUCCAUAUGAACUUAUUUGCUUCAUUCAUCUUGCGCACCAUAGGGGUUCUUAUAAAAGACAGUGUGACACACCAUACUUAUUUUUUCAUUAUUUUAGACACUGAAAAACCAAAUGAUUUAAAUGGAUGGACGUCCACCUUGGGUUCAGAGAUGUUAGCCCUAUGCAGGAUGGCCCCACUUUUCAUGCAUUAUGUUGUUGGGGCAAAUUAUUUCUGGCUCUUGGUGGAAGGAAUUUACCUUCAUAGGUUAUUGACCACUGUGGUCUCUGAGAAACACCAGCUGGUGAAAUACAUCUUUAUUGGAUGGGGUAUUCCAGUGCUUUUUGUCACUUCCUGGGGAAUAAUAAAAUACCAACUGGAGCAUGAAGGAUGUUGGGCAACGCAUCAAAACAUGGCAUUCUGGUGGAUCAUUCGGGGGCCCAUAUUAUUUUCCAUUCUUGUGAAUUUCAUUAUCUUCCUAAAUCUUCUAAAGCUGUUACAUUCCAAACUUAAAGCCCAGCAAAUGAAUUGUCGUGAUUACAAAUUCAGAUUGGCAAGAUCAACGUUUGUGUUAAUAUCAUUACUUGGAAUUCAUGAGAUUGUGUUUAGCUUCAUCACUGAUGAACAAAUUGAAGGCUUUUACAGACACAUAAGAAAUUUUGUUCAACUGACAAUUGGCUCCUUCCAUGGAUUUCUGGUUGCACUUUUAUACUGUUUUUGCAAUGAAGAGGUAAAAACUGAAUUACGCAAGCAGUGGUCCCGUCUCUUGCUGGCUUACCCCUUUCUUGGAAAAAACAUCAAGCAGCUAAAAAGGUAUCCAAAGAAAUCCCAUUUGAACAAAAAUGGCUUCCCUAUCAUGGUGCCUUCUACUCAGUGCAUCCAACUGACAAAUCAGAGAACAGGCAGCAGUUGCAACAUGGAGCUCAACCCCCCGUUGAGACACAAUCCCAGAAUGAGCAUCUCCGACAGCAGUGAAGGAGAAGUCACAACUGGGGAGACUAUAGAAGAAGCCUUUGAAGAAAGCGAGAAUUAGAUUUGUAACUAAUGUAAAAGAAACAGAGGAACGUUAUUGAGAUUCCAGUGAGGAAUCUCAUAUCAUGCUUUGCAUGAAAGCUACUGGAAUUACAAAUCCAGGGUAAGGAAAUGACAAAAACAGCUUCCUGACAUUUUUCUUCCAAUCUGUUAUUUAUUGCCUCAAUGAAAACAUGACUUGGGAUGUGCAUGACAUAGUUUGUCAUGUUUGGGAUGUGCAUGACAUGUGGAAAUAUAAGGAAUGGAAUAAUCAUUCCAGAAGAGACUCCUGUUUUUCUCAAAUUUUCUCUGGACCUCCCAGUAUUGAACUCCGCUAGAAACUAAAGACCUGUGCAGCUGAAUAAGGGAUCAGUUCCCAUGGGACUGCUUUUUUGGCUUCCCAUAAAGGAAAGCAGUUGCUUUUGCGAUGCUAUUGAAGACGUUGCUGAAUUCCCUCCACUCCACCCCAGCAGUAAAGCAAUUUACUGAAUUGAAAGCUGGACUGCACACAGCACAUUGAGAAGCUCACAUGUAUAUAUUUAUAAGCAUAUUUUCCAACCUUUGUGAUAAUAUAAUCAUAAUAAUAGCAACAAUAACCUAUUGCUUGCUCUUAGUGCAUGGCUGUUAAGGUGUCUUCUGUAUCAUCCAAGGUAGAACAUUACUUGAUAGUCCUUUCUCUCCCCAAAGGGGAUUGGAAAGCAUUUGGGUUUACUCAGAAGAGAAAUAUCUGAAAAUCUACCAAUUUUCUAGUUGGAAAGGAAAGAUUGAGGGAAUGAUACUCAGGUGGCUUUACUUGCCAAGCAUCCAAUCAAUGUGUGUUGUAAGAUUUAAGGUCCGAAAACAAUGUUUAAACCUCACUAAAGUAGACCAGUUGAACCAAUGGGAUUUGCAUACAUGUUGAUCAGCAGUUGAUUUUGUGGAUCUCCUCAUGGUGGAACUACUAAAUAGAUUUAGGCCUUGUGAGUACAUGAACAAAUAAGUGAACCAGAAAGGUCCAAGCUAAACAUGGAGCCAUGUGAGUUUGAUUUCAGAUAGCUACCCUCCCCCAUUUCAAACAAGACUGCUUUGGACUGCAACUUUCAGAAUCCCUGAUUGUCCCAAUAUGCUUGCUGGUAAUUCUAGGGGUCAUACUCUAAAAGUAACAUAUCCAAGGUCUUUUCCCCCAAAGCAAUGAUUUUGAGUAGAGAACCAACAUGAAUUUUCAUAUUGACUAUGUAAUUCUUCAGAAUCUUCCUGGGUUCCUUUUCUUCACAUAUGAGAUAAAAUAUGGGCACUCCCGACCCGCCAAAACUUGUUCCUGCCUACCUGCCAUCCCUAGAGUCAAGAGAAACUGCUCAAUCUAUUCCAGGUUUUGCCCAAGCACUAGUAGUUGUUUUUAUUUCAAGAGAUAGCAAUAUUACCAUGUGAUCCUGCCUGCAUUUUCACAGGCUCAAAGUGUGAACAUGCCACAGUGUUAUAAUUCUUUCCAAUUUCUUAUCAUGCUGUGACAACCAUCUGCUCAAAAGACAUGGUCUCCCUGAUGUGAAAAAACUCUCCCGUUAGUGAAUUAACAUUUUUUAUCAUGUCAGAAGCAAUUUGAGAACAUACUGGAAGUCGCUUCUGGUGUGAGCGAAUUGGCUGUCUACAGAGACAUUGCCCAGGGGAUGCCCGGAUGUGUUACCAUCCUGCUGGGAAGCUUUGCUAAUGUUCUCACAAGCUAGAGCUGACAGACAGGAGCUCACCCCAUCUUGUGGAUUCGAACUGGCAACCUUCAGGUCAGCAACCCAACCUUCAGGUCACCAGUUCAGCCAGCACAAAGGUUCAUUGCUCCACCACAGCUCCCAGUGAAUUAACUGAAAAUUCAGUGAAUUAACUGAAAAGGCAUGAGACAGUUCUUUAAUUGUAAUUGAUCUAAGAAGAAGGCAAUUAUAUUAGUGGAUAAAUAGUUGUUACCCUUGGUAACAGUCAUGGUUUAAGCAUUAGACUAUGACUCUGGAGACCGGGCUUUAAUCUAAUUUGUUGAUAUAGGCUUCCUCCAGAUUAGUUUCUGUACAGGAACAUUAGUAGGGUUGGUGUCACCCUGUGCAGUAAUUCACAGAUUGCUUCAUCAGGACCAUCCACAUGCAGAUUGAAAAGUUGCAAUCAAAAUACAUGCCUGUUACCAUCAAAGACACAUUUUAAAGAUAAUUCUAUUAAAUUCCCACUUGUAGAUAUUUUGGUGCCACCUGCAAACACUUCCCCUUGAAAGGGGUAAAUGGGUUUAGAAUUGCAUCAGAAAUCUGUUAAUGUAGGCUUCGCUUCUAACCCCUAAGGCAUGCCUGGGUUCCCAACCUUCUCGGAAAGGGGUUUCCAAUACCAUAGUCCCAUUGGAGACCUCUGCUCUUCAUUCUUUAUAUGAAUAGUAGCUGACUGAUUGCUAAUUUAUUUUGAAACCAAAGCUGAAAGGGGCUUUGAUCAACUGUCAGGCAUUCUAAGUAGAGACCUUUGUUAGCGAGUGUGUAUAGCGGAACCAGCAGCGUCCAGUUAACACCAUGUGCAAAAGACUCAGACCAGGCAGAGGAAUUGAAAGAACAAAGGAACUUUACUUGUUGAGUUGAAGUUAAGUAAACAGUUCAGCAAUCGUACAAUGUCCUUGUAGUUGCAUAGGAUCAAUAACUAAUCAAUCAGCAUUCAAUAUAUCCAGCAUAGCAUAUUUAAACUGCUACUUGACCGUAGCUAGAGAGCCUGUCUUUUCUGUGCUCUCCCUGCAAGCUCAGAUUCCCAACUGACGAACCCAGCCAUCUGCCAGCAAACCGAUACGUUGUUUGAGGCGUGGCUUGCCUCUGCAAAAGCAGCUCCCUUUUUGCAGAGAUCUUUUGCAAGCAACUUUGCAAGGAUUUCUUUACACACACACAUAGCAAUUUGGCGCAAUAACCUUUUUUAUAGAGGCUUGGUAACAGUGGAAACAAAGCAGUGCCCAGCCUUCACAGAAAAUAAUAAAAGUGCAUUAAAAUGUUUAGCUCUUCAGUUUCAGGUUGUAUCAUCAGAUUAUCUGUUUGUAAAAUAUUGAAACAUAAUCCAUCAGACAAAACUGAAAAAAUCAAAUUAGAGGCUACUGACCUUAAAA